GUUGCUGCCAAUUACUCUGGAGGCGGCCUAAAGUGGAUCGCACAGUACUGUUACGGGGGCAUGCUGGUGGACAACCUGCUCCAGGGAUACGGCUUCAAGGAUGACGAGAGCUGGAAACGAAUCGAGUUUGUUGAAAAGAUUUACAAAGCUCACGCCAGUUGGGCUCUCGGUUACGCAUUGGACGCGACUGGGCGGAUCCCCAGCCGGAGUCCAACCUCCCGUCUUGAUCCUACGGCGCUGGCAAUCGGGCUCACCUUCCUCAUUUGUCUCCUGUUGUUCCUUCUUCUCCUCUAUAUUGGCAUUAAGAAAAAGCGAUUGUUACUAUAG
This is a messenger RNA of Dibothriocephalus latus, 327 nucleotides long. The record is from the annotation of a GenBank genome assembly. NCBI's taxonomy places the organism in Eukaryota, Metazoa, Platyhelminthes, Cestoda, Diphyllobothriidea, Diphyllobothriidae.